GUGCAGCGCCCGCCGCCCCGCGCCGACCCGGAAGGGGAACGCGGCCGCGCCCGCCCCGCGCCGGGGACUGGCGGAGCCGUUGCCGUGACAACGCGGCGCGGCGGCAAUGGCAAUGGCGGUGGGCGGGCUCUGGCAGCGGGUGUGCGCAGAGUACGAAGCAGAACAGCCUCAAUUUCCAGAUGUUCCUGAAUCAGAAUGUGGAUCUGUGCCUUUGGAGGCAUUACGUAUGGAACAAUUCUAUUCAGCCCCUGCAGCUGAUACUGUUGUCCAACCGUUGCUUCCCAUGGCUGAGACAGCCCCCUUUCCAGAACCACCUGAUCCGAAAACAUGUUCUCCUCGAGAAUACUUAGAGUGUUACAUAUUUCCAGUACUUUUACCUGGAAUGGCUGAACUUCUGCAUCGAGCAAAGAAGGAAAAGUGUUUUGAGAAAAAAAGGACCAAAUUUAUUGCCUGUGACUUCCUAACUGAGUGGUUAUACAACAAGAACCCAAAGAGGAAAGAUGAAUCAUUCACAGAAUUCUUUUCCAUUCCUUUUGUUAACGACUGGCUAAAGGACCAUCCUAGGCCACCAAUUCCUCUAUCUCUCCUUCUAUCAGAAGAAGAAGCAAGCAUAAUAAUUCAGUCCUUCUGGAGAGGUUAUCGGGUCCGCUGCGAUAGUGAAAUACAAGAGCUACGUCAGUGGCAAAAGCAGUUGAGAGAGGACAAAAACAUUUUUAAAAGAGUGGAAGAAUUCUGGAAUAAGCAGGAAGCCAAAGUGGGAAGCAAAUUGGAAGACUCAGAAGAACAUAUUCAAAGUCAUUCAACAUCUCAAUUUUAGUUUUCUCACCAAUAUCAAAAAACACAGAACUCAUGGACUAAACUUUGUGGUGCCGAUUUAGAAACACUCUUAGCAUUACAGUUUUAGUGUUACAUGUGAGGUGUUGUAAAUCAAAGGGAGAUUAUGUAAGGACCCAGCAUGCCAAGAUAAAAUUCAGUCCUACUGUAAGUGAGCACAAUUCUGUUAAAACAGAUGGAAUUGUGCACAUUUAGCCAAAAAUUUUGAGUCUGUGUUUAUCUUGUGUUUUUGAAUGCUCACUUGCAAGCUUUUCUGAUAAGGACAAAACUCUGGAUGAAAUAAAUGGGGUUACACCCAUAUAGGCAAAUGUUAGAACUAAGGUAAAAAUCUUCGUUUAGUAUAAACUGGAGUAGCUUCACUGACUUUUGCAGAACUGUGACAAUUUACACAAAUCCAAGCUCUGUUCGUAAUGGGCUAAUUUUCAGAAAUGCUGUGCCUCUGCAAUUCCAACUGAAGGCGAUGAGAGAUAGGGUUGCUCUGCAUUUCUGCAGGGGAAAAAAUUCAAAGGCCCUUUUGUUACCACUUAGCACAUGUGCUGAGAAAAUGUAAAAUUAAGAUCACAGUGAUAGCAUUUUCAGUGAUCUUCUGUAUGUGUACUUACUUACGUGAGGUGCAAGCAGAAUAAAAAUCAGAUUGGGCCCCCUGCUAGAGAGCCCUCAUUAUAUUUUUUAGUUCAGUCUUGUCGAGCAUAGUCCUAUUUAGGCCUUUAUAAUUUCACAAUUAGAGAAUAUAUUUGCAGUUCUACUACUAAUUCCAUACAAGUCAAACCAAGGUCUAGUCAUUUUGAAUGAAAGCACGAUAAAACGCAGAUACUCUCUAGCUCUCGCUGUGGUUCAACAUGGAUUUCUUCCAUCACUCACACAGACUUUGUCUUCGCUCUUAUACCAGUACCCACCCCUCUUUUAUUUUCUCCUUGGUGAUACUGGUUGUUGCACCAGAUCAGGAAAACCAAAACAUUUGAAGAGAAAGCUCUCAACCUGCAUUCUUCAACCCCAGCUGUGUGAUGUCAUUCCCCUCCUUUUCACAAGCACUAGCACUUGAACCAGUACAGGGAACUGCUGAGCCAGCUGGAAAAAGAAAAAAAAGUAUCACUUGUGUUAAGAAUUUGGCUGCUCAGCUCCUAGACUGGCUCACCCUGUGUUUGAUAGGUGCCAGAGCUAAGAGUAAAUGUGGGAAUGUGGCCCUGAACUCUAGGAGCCGGUUUCCUU
Molecule: messenger RNA, 2043 nt
Organism: Chroicocephalus ridibundus (black-headed gull)
Lineage: Eukaryota; Metazoa; Chordata; Aves; Charadriiformes; Laridae
Gene: IQCK
Product: IQ motif containing K
Exons: 9
Coding region: 107-817 (236 amino acids)
Molecular function (GO): protein binding
Source: RefSeq, a predicted model, not a curated record